Magnolia sinica is the source of this 2286-nucleotide messenger RNA. Its product is annotated as omega-hydroxypalmitate O-feruloyl transferase-like. Lineage: Eukaryota; Viridiplantae; Streptophyta; Magnoliopsida; Magnoliales; Magnoliaceae. The transcript is spliced from 3 exons. Gene Ontology annotation, molecular function: acyltransferase activity, transferring groups other than amino-acyl groups. The coding region runs from base 169 to 1482 and encodes 437 amino acids. The record is from RefSeq and is a predicted model, not a curated record.
CUAUAUAUUUAGGGUUUAGGAAGAGAAGCCAUUGUAUUUUCUGUUAUCAGCUUUCUCUUGUGUGUGCAUCUCUUGAGUAUUUUACAUCCCAGGUAUUGUGUUGUAGACACAUCUAAUCCGUCCAAAAGAUUGAACUUAUCUAAAUCCAUCCAUCAGAAAACAGCUCCAAUGGAGGGAUUGCAUGAAGAUGGAGAUGCAUUCACCGUUAAAAAACUGGAUCCCGUCCUAGUACGGCCUGCUGAGGAAACCAACGGCGGGUUUUACUUCCUAUCAAACCUUGAUCAGAACAUCGCCACCAUCAUCCAAACCGUAUACUGCUUCAAGGGUGAUAAAAGCAACGGCGUGGCCACUCCUGGGAAGGUGAUCAGGCAAGCCUUGGCCAAGGUGUUGGUCCACUUCUAUCCACUUGCCGGGAGCCUUACGAUCGGCUCAGAUGGGAAGUUAGUAGUGAGAUGCACCGGUGAAGGUGUAGUAUUCGUUGAAGCAGCCGCAGACCAUGAGAUUGAAGUCUUGGGUGAUAUUAGCGUCCCUGAUCCUAACAAGUUAGGGAAGCUUGUGCAUACAUAUCCUAGUGCAAGGAAUCUCUUGGAAAUACCUCUAUUGACAGUGCAGGUGACAGGGUUCAAGUGUGGAGGAUUUGUUCUUGGAAUAGCAAUAAACCACUGCCUGGUUGAUGGGAUAACUGCAAUGGAGUUCAUACACUCAUGGGCAGAAAUUGCCAGAGGCUUCCCCCUAUCCAUCCCACCGUUCAUCGACCGAUCCAUACUACGAUCAAGGGACCCUCCCAAGAUUGAAUUCCCCCAUCACGAAUUCGCCGAGAUCGAUGAUGUAUCAAACCUUGUUUCCCGCUACCAAGAUCAAGAAAUGCAACACAGAUCCUUUUGUUUCAGCCCAGAAUCACUCACUCAGCUCAAGAAACUAGCCAUGGAGGAUGGUGCCAUAAGCAAGUGCACAAACUUCGUGUUGCUCUCCGCAUUCAUUUGGCGGGCCAGGACCAAAGCACUCAAAAUGAGCCCCACCCAACAAAGUAAGCUCUUAUUUGCCGUCGAUGGGCGGUCCAAAUUCAAUCCACCAAUGCCAAAAGGGUACUUUGGCAAUGGCAUUGCACUCACUUAUUGUCUAUGUAGUGCGGGCGAAUUAGUAGAUAAACCAUUGUCGUUUGCAGUGCGAUUAGUACAAGAUGCGAUCAAGUUAGUGACUGAGGACUACAUUCGAUCAGCGAUCGAUUAUUUUGAAGUGACACGAUCAAGGCCGUCGCUUACGGCCACUCUUCUGAUCACCACAUGGGCCACGCUAUCCUUCAAUACCACUGAUUUUGGGUGGGGUGAGCCUAUUCAGUCCGGGCCAGUGACCAUGCCUGAGAAGGAAGUGGUCUUGUUCCUAUCUCAUGGGAGGGAGAAAAAGAGCACAAAUGUGUUAUUGAGUCUGCCUGUUAGUGCCAUGGAGACCUUCCAAGAGCUAAUGCAAGUAUAUAGUUCUUAAGUUGUAUAAACGAAGAAAUACAUAAGUGGGCAAUCUAAGAUAGUGGGUCCCACAAGGUCUCUUUGUGGGCCAUCCAAGAUAGUGGCCUCGCAUCAUCAUCAUCAUUAUCAUCAUAUAUAUAUGUGUUUGUGUGUGUGUGUGUGUGGUUUGAAAGAGUCUUAUCUUGAAAUAAAUAAAAAUAAAAAUAAACAAAGUUACAUUUGCAAAUCUCUUAUCUUAAUUGUAUGGAGAUUGGAAGAGUGCAUGUUUUCAUAGUGUUAUAAAAUGAUUGCAUUUUCUACUGAAAUCGAUCCAGUACUCUGAGAGUGUUAUAUGCAUGUUAGAAUGCUCCUAGUGACAUUCUGACAGUCCCAUCUAUCGAUCUGCACCGCCCACUAUGUUGACCGCACAAUUAUUGGCUACCAUGCAAAAAUGAGAUCAAGCAGUUAUACGUUCCGAUCUAACAUUAAACUGGCAUUCUUUUUCACUGCCAUAGAUGUGGCCUACAUGCAUUCCAAUUCAAACUAUCCAAAUCAUGGUCUUUGUGGGUGGGAACUGUCCAGCAGUUGCACCCGCAGAUGUUUCUCAAUGCUUAGUCAAUGGCCUGUGGAUGAAGCGUCCACAUUCAUCUGGAAGAAGUUCAUUGAAUAGUGGAUCGCUACCCACCGUGUAGCCACCAAGAUGGACGGCCAGGAUUGAUGCUGAUGUGUGCCGGGCCUCAAAUGGCCUACAUUAAUUCAACUUCAAUAAAUGACGAGCAUCUAAAGUUCAAUUGCAUAAUGGAACUAUCCGACGCGAAUUUUAUUGUUGGGAGACCUUGCAUUA